Messenger RNA from Colias croceus (clouded yellow), 938 nucleotides. RefSeq names its product transmembrane protein 50A. Gene Ontology annotation, biological process: protein targeting to vacuole; late endosome to vacuole transport via multivesicular body sorting pathway. Lineage: Eukaryota; Metazoa; Arthropoda; Insecta; Lepidoptera; Pieridae. The record is from RefSeq and is a predicted model, not a curated record. Bases 131 to 604 code for a protein of 157 amino acids. The transcript is spliced from 4 exons.
AUUGUUCACUUGUCAAUUGUCAUAAAUUCUCGUCAAAUUGUCAAGUUUUUAUUUACAAUACAAUUUUCAGAUAAGAUAAUUGAACGUUUUCCUUUAUCCUUUUUCACUGCGGCAAAGAUUAUAUUACAAAAUGAGCUGUUUUGAAAAUAUCACAUUGCCCAACUGCGUUUGGUUUGAGAGCGGUGAAAAGCGUAACAUUCUGGCAUCCAUAUUUUCUGGUGUAUUGUUCUUUACAGGAUGGUGGUUUAUAAUUGAUGCGGCAAGCGUGUACCCUGGGGACCUUCCCAACGCAGCUCAUGUGUGCGGAGUGAUGGCGACACUGUCUCUCAUUAUGGUCAAUUCUGUAUCUAAUGCACAGGUUAGAGGAGAGACAUACACAGGAGGGUGCAUGGGACCCCGCGGUGCUCGACUGUGGCUUUUCCUAGGAUUUGUGGUUGGGUUUGCCUCUCUCAUCGCUGCUUGUUGGAUACUCUUCGCUAACUAUGUUAAUGCGGGCAGCAGCAAGCACACAUGGCCCGGUGUGAGCUUAUUCCUACAAAACGCAUUCAUUUUCGCCGGUUCUCUAGUGUUUAAAUUCGGACGCACUGAAGAUGUCUGGGGAUAAAUAAAGUUAAAUAUUUAAUUAAAUUGAGUAAUAGACUAAGAUACAGUCUAACCAAUGUUAUAAUCUUUUUGUUUUUCGACAUUUUUAUCCAAUAAAAAGCGCGUUAUUAUUUCUUAUUUUGCUAGAAAAGAAAAAAUAGUAGCAUUUAUAAGUCAUAUUUCUAGUAAAAGAUAAAUGAAAACUGAAAAUGACCUAUCAAAUGACAGAUGUCAUUGUGAAGUAAGAUAUUGACCAAUAGCUGUUUGUUUCCCGCGCCAAUUAAAAUGUCAAAUUUAUUUCGCGCCUUUCCAAUUAUUACACAGGAAAAUAAUAUAUUAGUGGUAUAACUGUAUGA